Messenger RNA from Acromyrmex echinatior (Panamanian leafcutter ant), 979 nucleotides. Its product is annotated as histone-lysine N-methyltransferase SETMAR-like. The record is from RefSeq and is a predicted model, not a curated record. NCBI's taxonomy places the organism in Eukaryota, Metazoa, Arthropoda, Insecta, Hymenoptera, Formicidae.
CUACAAAAAAGGCAAAAACGCAACACAAACAUGCAGACAAAUUUGUGAAGUUUACGGCGCGGAUGCUGUAAGUGAACGCAGAACGCAGGAGUGGUUUGUUCGAUUUCGUUCUGGAAAUUUUGAUGUCAAAGAUCGACCUCGCUCUGGUCGGCCAGUCACUGAAAAAGUCGAUGAAAUUUUGCAACUGGUCAAGCAAGACCGGCAUCUGAGCUGUCAGGAGAUAGCCAAUGCACUAAGAAUCAACCAUAUGACAGUUUGGAAUCAUUUGAAAAAGGCUGGCUACGCAAAGAAACUCGAUGUUUGGGUGUCACAUGAAUUAACGCAAAGAAAUUUGAUUGAUCGAAUUUCCAUCAGCGAAACACUACUAAAACACAACGAAAUCGAUCCAUUUCUGAAGCAAAUCAUCACAGGCGAUGAAAAAUGGGUGAAAUACAAGAAUAUUGUUCGUAAAAGAUCAUGGAAUAAGCACGGCGAACCACCACAAACGACUUCAAAGCCUGGAUUGAUGGCAAAUAAGGUGAUGCUGUGUGUAUGGUGGGAUUGGAAGGGAGUCGUCCAUCAUGAGGUGUUACCACAUGGCCUAACGAUUAAUUCAGAGCUCUACUGUUCACAACUGGAUAGAUUACAGGAAGCGAUUAAGGAAAAACGACCAGAAUUGAUUAACAGAAAAGGUGUUGUCUUCCAUCAUGACAACGCCAGACCACACACAUCUUUGAUGACGCGCCAAAAAUUGAGGGAGCUUGGUUGGGAAGUUUUGAUGCAUCCAUCGUAUAGCCCGGACCUUGCACCGUCUGACUACCAUUUGUUUCGAUCUCUGCAGAACUCUCUUGAUGGAAAAACAUUGGCCGACAAAAGAGCUGCCGAAAAUCAUUUGAAAAAGUUUUUCACAACACCGAAUAUUCAUGGUCAUGCUCAAUCGACACCCAACCUUGACAGUCAAACCUCACAUCCAAUAUUGACGAUCAACAUUGAAUUUUGA